AUGGCGGCGGAUCAAGGCGGCGAAAGGCUGGGGCUGGAAGAGGGAGGUUUCGUGGUUCAUUUGGCACUGGUCUUGCCUGAAUCGGGGGUCGGAGCUGAGAGAAAACAGCUCCCAAAGUUGGCUGGUCGAGGCUGUCUAAGAGCACUUCCACCAGUUAGCCCCUUGCCAUGGCAAGGGGAGCCCUAG
Prunus armeniaca (apricot) is the source of this 186-nucleotide messenger RNA. The record is from the annotation of a GenBank genome assembly. NCBI's taxonomy places the organism in Eukaryota, Viridiplantae, Streptophyta, Magnoliopsida, Rosales, Rosaceae.